This is a messenger RNA of Lathyrus sativus (Indian pea), 1167 nucleotides long. NCBI's taxonomy places the organism in Eukaryota, Viridiplantae, Streptophyta, Magnoliopsida, Fabales, Fabaceae. The record is from the annotation of a GenBank genome assembly.
AUGAGGAUUGAAGAAGAGUUGGGUGAAGCAAGAGUGGCUAUUAGAAGAGCCAUAAAAAGAAGAAACUUCACAAUCAACCCAUCAGAGAAAGAAGAUUUCAUUCCAAGAGGAUGCGUUUACAGAAACGCUUAUGCAUUUCAUCAAAGUCACAUGGAAAUGUUGAAGAGAUUCAAAGUAUGGACUUACAAAGAAGGUGAACCGCCAUUAUUCCAUAGCGGUCCCAUGGUUUCGAUUUACAGCAUCGAAGGACACUUCAUGGUCGAGAUCGAUAACAGUUCGAGCCCAUUCUCCGCGCGCAAUCCAGACGAAGCUCAUGCAUUCAUGCUCCCCUUAAGCGUCGCAAACAUGGUUGAAUAUCUAUAUAAUCCUCUAACCACAUAUUCUAGAGAUCAAAUCAUGCGUGUCACCAUUGAUUACACCAACAUCAUAGCGCAAAGGUAUCCAUACUGGAAUAGAAGCAACGGUGCAGAUCAUUUACUAGUCUCGUGUCACGAUUGGGCGCCAGAAAUCUCGAAAGAAGAUUCGGGCAGAGAGAUUUACAAGAACUUAAUAAGAGUAUUAUGCAAUGCCAAUACUUCGGAAGAGUUUCAUCCUGUAAAGGACGUUUCAAUGCCGGAAAUGAAUUUACAAAGUUUCAAGCUAAGCGCGCCGAGUCCUUCCCGAAACCCUAAUAAUCGAUCGAUACUCGCUUUCUUUGCCGGAGGGACACAUGGUAUGAUUAGAGAGAUGUUACAGGAUCAAUGGAAGGGAAAAGAUGAAGAGGUUCUAGUUUAUGAGUAUCUUCCAAAAAACCUUAACUAUAACAACCUCAUGGGGAAGAGUAAGUUUUGUUUGUGUCCAAGUGGAUAUGAAGUGGCAAGUCCAAGAAUUGUGGAAGCCAUUAAUGCUGGUUGUGUGCCUGUGAUUAUUUCGGAUAGUUAUCAGUUACCGUUUAGUGAUGUUCUUGAUUGGAGCAAAUUUUCAUUGCAGAUUGCACCAAAGAGGAUAGGUGAAAUCAAGAGAAUAUUGAAAAGUGUUUCACAAGAAAAGUACUUGAAGUUGCAAAGGAGAGUGUUGAAAGUUCAAAGACAUUUUGUGUUGAAUCAUCCGGCUAAACCGUUUGAUGUGUUUCAUAUGAUUCUUCAUUCAAUAUGGCUUAGAAGACUCAAUAUUAGGUUACCUCUUUGA